Molecule: messenger RNA, 2201 nt
Organism: Anopheles cruzii
Lineage: Eukaryota; Metazoa; Arthropoda; Insecta; Diptera; Culicidae
Gene: Bacc
Product: bacchus
Exons: 3
Coding region: 448-756 (102 amino acids)
Source: RefSeq, a predicted model, not a curated record
GUCAGUGCGCUAGCAUCGUUUGUCCCGAGCGGUUGUUGUACCUCCCGGUCCUCGUCUGUCACACAGCACACACGCACACGCAGCCCAGAGCGAGACGCAAGACUGAAAGAGCGUCGUCAGAGAAAGAAGAGGCCUCUAGAACAGAAGCGCGCGAUAGAGACUACUAGUUGUUAAAGAGGAGGCGCGCUGAGGUCAACAUUCAUCAACCGUACGCUGAAGUGUGUAGAGAGUGAUCGGUAUAAUCUAUCGGCCCCCGGUGCAAGCAGCAAGCUGAAAAUUGGAAAAACGCGCUCAUUCCGCGUGAAGAGAAAUCCCGCUAACUGACAGCACCGACUCACACGCACGCACGCACGCACAACGGAGCGUCAACCAGCAGCAGCAGCAGCGCGUCGUUAACGAUUUACUUGACCGGAAAGGCGAAAAAACCACCAACCCAAACCAAAUAAAAUGAGUUCCGCGGACAAAAACAGUGAAGUCGAGGUCGAGAAUGUUGCCGCGGCGGAGGAGAAAGCCGAAACCAAGGAGGUGAAAGGAGUCAAGCGGCCUGCCGAGGAGAAAACUCCAGAAUCCAAAAAAGUGAAGAAAGACGAAAACGGUGCCGGUGAAGAGGAGGAAGAUGUGGAAGACGAAGGUGAAGAGCUGGAGGGCGAGGACGAGGAAUACGACCUUCCCUACGGCGAUGAAGAGGACAUCGAGGCUGAAGAUGAGGAGGAUGAUGCUUCAAUCGAGGGCGAAGAAGACGAUGAGGAUGCGUAAUGAAUGAGUGGACAUUCGAGAGUGAGACUAACAAAAGAAAAAACAAAAAACAAACAAAACAAAAUAACUCUAGUAAUAGGUGAUUUAUUAUUUUGAAUUUGCGUUUAAAAAGGAGAGAGAGCGAGGCGCGCGCUGCAAAAGGUAUAUGCAUCGAUGAAAACAAUUGUAAAGUUUGUUUGUGUAUAUAUUUUAUAAAAAAUGAUGAAGAGAAAAACCAACAAAAAACGCAAAACACAACACACACACCCAUUCACCACACACAUACAAUCACACGCAGUACGCCAGUUAUACAAGACAGAGAGAGAAAGAAAGAAAGAAAGAAAGAAAGAGAGCGAGAGAAAACACGAUAAUAAAACAACAGGAUUUUCUCAACAACAAUUAUGCUGAGUGCAUAUACAUAUAUAUAUAAAUAUAUAUGUUAUGCAAAAAGAAGAAAGAGUUAUGCAAACCAACACACACACAGAACGGAACAUCAUCAUAUGCACAGUUGCAGAAAAGCGCAGGAUAGUAGAUUCAGCGCGUGUUACGCGAAGGCAUACAACUUUUUGCGCGCACCUACCAUAAGGUGGUGAGUAGUGGAAGAGGAACGAAGUAGUAACAGCAGCCUCUUCUCUGCUAUAAGAAUAAGUGUGUAGCACCCGACAAAGGAGAACGGUAACGACGGACACAAACGCGAGAUUAGUAAAUGGACGCGCGAGAAGAACAGGAUGAUGGCCCCCUAGUAAGAGAGAGAGAGAGUAUCGGAAUGUUUUCUCAGCUCAGUUUGUAAUCUAAGCAAUCUAUGCCAAGCCAGCCACUCACACAGGUCGCAGGUCUCGGUAUAGUUUUAGACGACUUCUAGAAGACUGUUGGAGGCAACAGAGUGCUCUUGCGAGCCUCUGAAAAUCACGAGUGCGCUAUAGAGGGUGCGCAGAAACACGGCUGGACAUUAGUCAUUAAAAAUGGGUCAAAACAUACAUUAGCCGCGGCGCGUGUUGCAUAGGAGAUAUUGGCAGUGAUGAUUAUGAUGAUGAUGAUGAGUGGUAUUAUAGCAAAGAAAAAGGUACACAAAUGGUCAGACAGAAAUCACACACUACUCACUCACACAGCAUUAUUAAAACAUUGAGGUGUGUUAUCCAUGAAGGUGGCUGAGAGACUAUAUAUGGAUCUCAUCAUCAAAUUGAUGUAAUUCAAUUUCGAUUUGUGGAGAGCCCUCUUUAGUGUGUAUCGGGGGGAGAGACGACGAGAUGGUGUCGUGCAUCAUCCUUUCCCCUUCAUAUUUGUGUGGCCCCAAGGCAGCCGAGGCGCACGUUACCAAACGCCACGCGCCGUGCAUCCCAGGACACUACACCGUACAGUGUGACUACUACUACUACUACUACUCGACGAGCAAAGGCGUGAGAGAGAUAUUGAGAGAUAAUAAAAGGACGACGGGAACUUACAAACCUGACCAAAACACACACACA